AUGAAGGUCUUUUCCAGCGAUUGCAAAUUCGAUUAUUCAUGGGAAGAAGUCUCAACUGCAAAUUGGAGAAAAUAUUGUCCAUGGAAUGAAAAAUCAACUCAUGUUAUUGCUGUCGAUACAUUAUCGCGACAUGUAGAUGCUGAGACUGGAAUUCUUCGAACAGAACGUUUAAUAACCUGCAAACAAUCCGCCCCAAAAUGGCUUCAAUCACUCAUGGGAGGCAAAGAUACAUCUCACGUUUUCGAAACCUCAUAUGUUGAUCCGGUUACUAAAAAAGUAACCAUGACAUCUACAAAUCUGACUUUUUCAAACAUCAUCAAUGUACAAGAAACGGUGGUUUAUAAACCUUUAUCGGCAAAUUCAACUCAAUUUGUACAAACGGCUCAGAUAACGGCGUUAUGUGGUGGAUGGCAAAAAGUGAAGAAUGCAGUUGAGGACGCAACGGUUACGGCUUUUUCAGAGAAUGCGAGGAAGGGGAAGGAGGGAUUUGAGGCUGUGUUGGCUAUGAGUAGGAGGGUUUUUAGUGAGGAGAAAAUGAGACAGCAACAGGCGGCUACUGUUGUAUGA
Messenger RNA from Sclerotinia sclerotiorum 1980 UF-70, 567 nucleotides. RefSeq lists its product as hypothetical. Gene Ontology annotation, cellular component: mitochondrial intermembrane space. NCBI's taxonomy places the organism in Eukaryota, Fungi, Ascomycota, Leotiomycetes, Helotiales, Sclerotiniaceae. The record is from RefSeq and is a predicted model, not a curated record. Gene Ontology annotation, molecular function: phosphatidic acid transfer activity. Gene Ontology annotation, biological process: phospholipid transport. The coding region runs from base 1 to 567 and encodes 188 amino acids. The transcript is spliced from 2 exons.